AUGCACGGAGACAGCGGCAACACGGGCGACACCGACUAUGCUGCCCCCCUUGGCCAUAACCUUCGCAUUUCGAGUGCGGCAGAGCAAAUCGCCGUCAUUGUCUGGGCAUCUGAUGGCAGCAUGAUUGCUGGCUAUGGAAAUGCUUCUACGAACCCAAUCACCCGUGCCAUUGGUGCAGUCGACCCAUCUACAUUUGAGGUCCUUGCAUCAUGGACUGCGCCCGUUAACCAGACAUUAAAUCUCGGCUAUAUGGAAUAUAUCUUAGAUACCGACGAGGUUUUGCUUAGCACAACGCAAGGGUACAUCUAUGCUGUGCACCGCGAAAACUGCGAUGGUGUCCCAUCUUUUACCCUCCGCAGAACUAUCGAUCUGACCACAACAAUCAAGCCGUGGGAGUGGAUGCUUAACUCCAUGAUAGACGCGGCCGGAAACAUCUGGUUUACCACGGGCGGCAUUACUGGCAGCGGUGAUCCGGCGCAGAACUCGACAACGGCCGGCUAUGUGACACCCGACGGCACAGUUUACGCGAUUCAUAUCGAGAACCAGAUGGUGGAGAAUGGUAUCGGAGUCAGUGGCACGUCCAUGUAUAUGGCUACGGGCCUUUCUGGUGCUGCCAAUACGUCGUACAACGCCACAGGAUACAUGUGGGCCUUUGCACCGGAGAAGGGCGUUGGCUUGAAGACGGUGUGGAAAGUGCCCUACAAUGCCGGGUCGGGCGGAAAGCCUGGCGAGAUCACGCGUGGAACCGGGUCGACGCCUGUUCUCAUGAACGACCAAUUUGUGGUCAUCACAGACAAUGAGGACCCGCAGAUCAACCUCCUCGUCUAUCACCAGGAGGAACAAGAAUCGGCCGAUGCGCAGCUCUUUUGCAAGGUACCCCUAUUCCAGCCUGGCGCAAGUAGCAAUGAGAACUCAGUUAUCUCACAUUUUGAUGGGGACAAGUACGGGCUUCUGGUGCAAAACAGCUACGCCGCGCCGCCCUUCGAACUUCCGGGUCCUGGAUUCAUCCUUAACGGUACUUGGAAUGAUAUGAGUCAGAUGCCCGGGGGGUUCGUGCGUGUUGAUGUUAAUCCCAAGGGUGGGUGCGAGGUGCGAUGGACUGCCAAUCUGGCCAGCAAGACGGUAACUUUAUUGUCUACUAAGACCGGGCUUCUCUAUAGUUACAUUCAAGACAAGGCUGUUACGCCAACUGGGCAGUACGAUUGGUAUGCGGUCGCUACUGACUGGGCAACUGGCGAGAUUGCAUGGAAGGUGAGACUCGGCUCUGGAGGUAUUUUCAACGACAACUGGCUUCCGGCAAGCAUAGGCCCAGAUGGACAGUUUUACCAAGCGGUCUUUGGUGGGAUAGUAAGCGUUAAGGAUGGGUUGUAA
Pestalotiopsis fici W106-1 is the source of this 1371-nucleotide messenger RNA. RefSeq lists its product as uncharacterized. The record is from RefSeq and is a predicted model, not a curated record. Lineage: Eukaryota; Fungi; Ascomycota; Sordariomycetes; Amphisphaeriales; Sporocadaceae. The transcript has a single exon. Bases 1 to 1371 code for a protein of 456 amino acids.